CCCCGUCUCACGCGAAACAGGCAGCUCCGGGGACCAGCGCAGCGCCAGGAGUCUCCGAAGCGGGGACCGCGGCACCCCGGGGUGCCCGCAGACGCGUCUGCGGGACGUCACAAGAGUGGCAAACCCAGAGGUUUCGGGGUCAGCCGCUUCUCCCUGGUGCCGAGUCGUUUGCGGUGGAAGACUUGCUGUUAUUUUCCUGUAGGCGAGGGAAGAGCGACAACCAGGCGCUGGCGUUUCCCAGGGGGGUGAGCCGUCGGAGCAGCGCCUCCGUCCAGGAGGGGACAUGGCUGAGAGCCCCUGGCUCAGGUGCGGCCUCUUUCCGGACCUGUGCAGGACCCCUUGAAUCAAGACGAUGCUGGAGAAUGCCGAAUUAGCCGGCCCGCCGCGGUGCUGAUGCCAAGAGCUGACCAAAAAGCAUCCUUGCUCGUUCCACGCUCUGUCCCGUGCACUUUUGAAUAAAGCCCCAUGAGAAACAGGCAGCUCCAGGGAACGUCAGCAGUGCCCGGGCAUUAACACAUCGCCGGGAUGGCAGCGGGCACGGAGGAAAAACCUCCUUUCUAAAGACCAAGCUGUGUCUCAUGACGACCUCCCGCACUAUGUUUUAUGGGUUGUCUCCCACCAUGGCCCCCCCUUCCAGAAGCAAGCUGAAGCGGCAGAGCCGGAUAUUUUCCCAGGUUUUGUACCGCACGCUGAGCUACAAGGACCGCAGUUUGGUGUCUGCUUUCCCUGGUGCCAGCAGUGACGACCCAGCUGAGCUUUCCACCCAGCUCUCUGCUCCCGGGGUCCUCAAGAUUUUUGGAGGCAACAUCUGUGCAGGCACCAACUACAAGAGCGUUCUGGCAACAGUCAGCUCGAGUGCACAGGAGCUCGCCAAGGAAGCGCUGGAGCGCUAUGGCCUGAGCAAGGUGAAUGCUGGCCAGUACGUGCUGUGCGAUGUCAUCGGGCGGUUUGAGGGCUGUAUCAAGCAGUGGCAGACGGAAGGCUUGAGGGUCCUUGGGGAUAACGAGAAGCCCCUUCUGAUCCAGGACCUGUGGAAGCCCAGGGAAGGCUACGCCCGGCGCUUCGAGCUGCGGAAGAGGUCCGAGGUGGAGGAGCUGGCUGCCCAGGAUGUAGACACCCUGACCGCAGGCAUCAAUGCUCAAGCUCGGAAGCUGCAGAGGAACCGGGCGAAGGGCACCAUGACCCUGCUGACGGGGUACCAGCGCCAUGCCACGCCGCCCUCCCUGCGGCGCAGUGUGAGCGAGACCAGCCUAAGCCAGCCGGGUUCGCAGGAGGAGGAGCUCAAGAAACAUUACUCCACCUUGCCGGAGAACAUGCGGGGCCUGGAGACCUCGCCGGGCGAGUCCCCGGCCCCAGCCCCAACGGAGGAGCGGACCGGGGGCAGCAUGCGGUACUCCCUCUACCAGUCUCCUCACCUCCUCCUUCUGCAGGGCUACAGCCAGCAGCACGACAGCUUGGUGUACCUGCUAAACCGUGAGCAGCACACCGUGGGCCAGAGGACUCAGGCCAGCAAACCCAGCAUCAGCCUCUCCGCCCCGGACAUCCUGCCCCUUCACUGCACCAUCCGGCGCCUCAAACCCUCCAGCCGCACCCGGCACCGCGCGGAGGACAAGCUGCUGCUGGAGCCCAUCCUGGGUGCCAGCGUGGCCGUCAACUUCUCGGAGGUGUCGAGGACAAUCGUGCUGCACCACGGGGACCUCCUGUCCUUGGGGCUGUACUACCUGCUUCUCUACAAGGACCCCGUGAAGGCCCAGCCACUGCCCGCCCAGAGCCUCAUGCGGCUGAAAUCCCUGCACCGCGCCACGGACCCCGAGCUGCCCUCCACCUGCAAACUGUGCGGCAGCCUCUUGAAGGAGAGGGGCUCGUCCUCCAAGAGGCGUGGGCCAUCUCCUGCCACCGGCCAGAGGGCUGCCAAGCAGAAGCUGCAGCUGGAGUUUGAGCGGGCUGUGGAGGACGUUCUUCUGAGGAGGAUCCUGACCCUGAUCGAGCCCGGGGGUGACGACCACAAGCUGACCCCCGCUUUCCUGCUGUGCCUCUGCGUCCAGCACUCAGCCGCUGCCUUCGAGCCGGGUGAUUUUGGGCAGCUGCUGCUCAAGGCGGCCAAGAUGAUUCAGAGGACGGUGUGGGAGAAAACCAAGGAGCUGGCCGAGAAGCAGUCCCAGCACCAGGAUCCUGCAUCCCUGUCGCACUUCACAAUCGGAGACCUGGUCCCGGACCUGCAGCAUGUUCUCUUCUGGAUGUCCAACUCCAUCGAGCUACUGUACUUCAUCCAGCAGAAAUCCCCCGUCUAUAUCCAGAGCAUGGAGGAGGAGAUGGAUGUCAAGGGUUCAAAGGAGUCUCUGUUCUCUUCGACCAUCACAGCCAGCGAGGAAGCCAUGACAGUGCUGGAGGAAGUGAUCAUGUAUACAUUUCAGCAGUGUGUCUACUAUAUCUCCAAGUCUUUGUAUGUCUCUCUCCCCGGCCUUCUGGAGUGUAACCCCUUCCAGAAUGAGGGCCGGGAAGGCUGGCAGGGAUUGCCUCAGCUGCCUGAGGAGAUCUGCAGAGUUGCGUUGAUUUACCAGGAGACGCUAGACUUGCUUCACCAGUACGAGGUGCACCCCGAGAUCGCUUCUCAGAUGUUUGCCUACCUCUUCUUCUUUUCCAACACGCUGCUCUUCAAUCACCUGAUGGACAAAGGUCCCUCCUUGGGCUGCUUCCACUGGUCGAAAGGGGUGAAGAUCCGCGCGUGCUUGCGGCUGCUCCUGGAUUGGGUGCGUGGCCUGGGCUUCGAGCAGCUGGCCAAGCAGUUCUUCAGCAAGCUCUCCAGCCUGGCCGACCUCCUGGCCCUGCCGAGCUCCCAGCUGGUGCAGAUGCCCUGGCCCUCACUGAGAGUGGAGUUCCCAGCUCUGAGCCCUGCACAGCUCCAUCGAGUCCUGACGCAGUACCAGGCCGUGUCUGACGUGGGCGGCGGCGCAGCUUGGCAGCCUGGCGAGGAGGACAGCGCUUUGGCCUCCAGGACAGGUGAAGUCCUGGAGUCCUUCGAUAACCACCCACCCAUCGUCCUGCCGAGCGGGGGCUUCCAGGUAGAGCUGGAGGUGGAGACGCUGGACGACAAUGUUUAUCGGCACCUCCUCUACAUCCGUCAUUUCCUGUGGAGUCUGCGGAGUAAAAGCCCCCACGCUGGUGACAGCCUGGAGCCGGAGCCCCCAAAGAAAGACGCAUCUGCUGGCCAAGCGGUGCUUGAGGUGGCCGAGAGCGUGAGCGCCAGAUUGGCCCCAGGGAGUUCCUCCGGGCAGGCUGAGUACGGGCUCCCUGGCACCUGCGGGGCCGUGGAGCUGGAUGGGAAUCCUCCGCUCGCCUCGGACGCAAGCUGGCCUGCCCAGGAGUGCCGCGCCAGCGAGGGGCAGCUCCAAGAGAAGCUCAGGCAGCUGCAGCUGCAGAGCACCCUAGGAAAAAGCCUCCCCAAGGCCAGCCUGCUGCCGCUGGACCCCUCCUGCCUGCUGACGCCACCUAACACCCCGCUCGAGUUCGACGGAGGAAGCCCAGAGGCCCUUCAGGGCCCCGGCUGUGGCAAUGCUGUGCAGGUGCCACGGCGCAAUGGCCUCAGUGGCACCAAAGCCACGACCCCUGAAGGCUGUUCCCCAGCAUCCUAUGACUACCCCACACCGGCAUCUUCCGGUCGCAGCUCGGCCACGGAUGAUUUCUGCUACGUCUUUGUGGUGGAACUGGAAAAAGGGCCCAUUGGGCUGGGGAUGGGCCUGAUUGAUGGCUUGCACACACCAUUGAACUCCCCUGGGAUGUACAUCAGGACCCUCAUCCAGGACAGCCCUGCGGCCUCAGAUGGCAGGCUCUCCAUAGGCGACCGCAUCCUUGCUGUCAACGGGACCAGUUUGAUUGGCGCCGACUACCAGAGCGCGGUCGAUCUCAUCCGGUCAGGAGGAAAGAAGCUGCGGUUCCUCGUUGCCAAGUCAGACAUGGAUAUCGCCAAAAAGAUCAGCUCCAGCUUGUCUCCAUCUUCCUAAUUCCUUUGUGCUGGGGCCCGCAGCUGACUUGGCUGCCUGGGUGCCCAGGGGAGCAUGCAGCUGGAGAAGCAAGCAAGAAACAGGUGCUUGUCCUGCUCCCCCCAGGCUGCAGGAUCGGGGAGAGACUGGUGCAGGCUCCCAGGGCUCAUCCCAGAGCCUGGCCUGGAGGGUGCGAAUGCGCCGCAUCUCCCACUGCUGCAGCUCGGCUCAUUGCAUGGCCAGCUCUUCCUCCGUCACAGACAGGCCCAGCCUGGCUCUGCUGGCCCCCAGGCUCUGCUCUGCUAAGGGCUGAUCCCUGUCUGUCCUCGAAGGACUGUUGGCUACAGGGAGGCUGGUUAUGCUCCCCUGGGCAAAGCUAGUGGUUUGGGCUCUUCCCUUUGUCUCCAGUCUGCCUCGCGCUAGCGCUGCUCUGGUGGCCUGGCUAGCGGUAGCAGGUCCUGGACUGCCCUGCCCGGGAGUCACCCUGCAGGGGGUGGCCAGCAGCCAGGAAUUAAAAAGCAAUGUCACUGAA
Gavialis gangeticus (Gharial) is the source of this 4512-nucleotide messenger RNA. RefSeq names its product Rap associating with DIL domain (gene RADIL). Gene Ontology annotation, cellular component: microtubule. NCBI's taxonomy places the organism in Eukaryota, Metazoa, Chordata, Crocodylia, Gavialidae. Gene Ontology annotation, molecular function: GTPase binding. The coding region runs from base 579 to 4001 and encodes 1140 amino acids. The transcript is spliced from 15 exons. Gene Ontology annotation, biological process: substrate adhesion-dependent cell spreading; neural crest cell migration; signal transduction. The record is from RefSeq and is a predicted model, not a curated record.